AUGGCAUGGGAUCGACCCUACCCCAUCACCAACUAUCUUUUCGUCAAUCCUGCCUCGGAUGGUCCCAGAACCGGAGUUGACUUCGCCAUCGCCGAGGUCCAACAAGAAAAGGAGGAGAGGGCAGCACGCAAGUUGGCGAAGAAGCUAGGGAGGAAGGAGAGGAAGAAAGCGAAGAGGAAACAGAAAGCGCUCGAGAAACAGAAAAGGCGAGAGUCUGAGAGUGCAAAUGAUGGUCCGGUAGUCCAACCCAAAAGUCUCUGCGCAGAGCAGAGACACAGAAAGCACAAGUAUGACCGCAAGUCAAAGCACAAACUGACUGAAAGUCCCCAAUUCGUUCAUGAUGACUCUCGAGACCAAGAGGAGAACCCGAAGGAAGAUAAAUCCUCCAGGCAGAAAUCAAAGAAGAAGAAAAAUAAGAAGCGCAACUAUGGAGAGGUUGGCGCCGAGGCAAAUGUACCAGCUCACAAUGAGAGAGGAAUAGACAUAUCUCUCAGGAUCGAGCGAGCGACAACCCCAGUCAAUGCUCAUCUCCCUGCCAAAAGCCCCUACUUUGUGUCUCAACCUACCAACUCGCCCCCUCAAACACCGGCCAAGAGGUCUGGUCUUCUCCACCCCGAAGCAACGAAACCCCUACGACCCAAGAUACCGAAGGUCUCGCCUUGUUUUCCCCAGGCACAUGUCGGUCCAGAGUCAUGCCUUCCUUUUCCGCCUCUCGAUGCGCCUGCUUUUGGGCUUGUUCAGGAACAGCUCGCCCAUGAGCCCUUUAAACUUCUGAUCGCCACAAUCUUCCUAAACCGAACUCGAGGUGGAGUUGCUCUACCGAUUUUGUUCAAGGUCUUCGAAAGGUAUCCAACUAUCCACGCCAUGGCCAACGCGGACCAGAAGGAACUGGUGGAUAUGAUUCAUUGCCUCGGAUUUCAAAACCAACGCGCCAAUAAAUGUAUCAAAAUAGCACAAACCUGGCAGACGAAUCCACCCUGUAAAGACAAACGCUACCGCAAGAUGCACUAUCCGCGAAAAUUGGACGGAAGAGACAUCGGUCGCGGAGAGUGCAUUGAUGACGAGGACCAUCGAUCGGGAUGGGAGGUUGCACAUCUACCUGGAAUUGGUGCAUAUUCGCUGGACAGCUGGCGGAUUUUCUGUCGGGACGAGCUUCGGGGCACUGCUACGGAUUGGAAGGGCACUGGGGCAACUGAACCCGCUUUCGUUCCUGAGUGGAAGUCCGUUCUGCCUAUGGACAAAGAACUACGUGCAUAUCUCACAUGGAUGUGGCUUAAGGAGGGCUGGGAAUGGGACCAUCGGACAGGCGACCUGAAACCAGCGACGGAGAAGACCCUUCGAGCUGCACGUGCGGGAGGAGUUGCGCACGAAGCGGACGGCAAUUGGGUGUUGGAGACGUCGCCGGUCAAAGUUUCCAACGGGUUGCACUGGGAAGGUCAAUAG
This is a messenger RNA of Penicillium chermesinum, 1443 nucleotides long. RefSeq lists its product as uncharacterized. The record is from RefSeq and is a predicted model, not a curated record. The transcript has 2 exons. NCBI's taxonomy places the organism in Eukaryota, Fungi, Ascomycota, Eurotiomycetes, Eurotiales, Aspergillaceae. Gene Ontology annotation, cellular component: nucleus. Gene Ontology annotation, molecular function: DNA binding; catalytic activity. Bases 1 to 1443 code for a protein of 480 amino acids. Gene Ontology annotation, biological process: base-excision repair.